AUGGCAGACCGAGGCCACCGCGGCGGCCGCGGCAACUUUAGGGGAGGCCGUGGUGGUAGUGGUGGCGGCGGCGGCGGAUAUAGCAGCCGGGGCGGCAGCAGCGCGGCAGGCUCCGCUGCCGGAAUGCCGGGCGCCAGCGGUAAUGCGCAGAACCAGGACAAGGAGCGCCCUAAGAAGGAAAAUAUCCUGGAUCUGAAGAAGUACAUGGAUAAGCGGAUCACUGUUAAAUUCAAUGGUGGUCGGGAAGCUACUGGUGUUUUGAAGGGUUAUGAUGCGUUGAUGAAUUUGGUCUUGGACGACGUUGAAGAAUUACUUAGAGACGAUGAGGGCAAUGAAAUGACUCGCCCUCUUGGUUUAGUCGUUGUUCGCGGAACUCUUCUUGUGUUUGUCAGCCCAGUUGACGGGAGCGAGGUGAUAGCAAAUCCGUUCGUCCAGGCUGAAGAUUGA
Messenger RNA from Thermochaetoides thermophila DSM 1495, 447 nucleotides. RefSeq lists its product as uncharacterized. Gene Ontology annotation, cellular component: U12-type spliceosomal complex; spliceosomal tri-snRNP complex; Lsm1-7-Pat1 complex. The transcript has 3 exons. Gene Ontology annotation, molecular function: RNA binding. Gene Ontology annotation, biological process: nuclear-transcribed mRNA catabolic process; mRNA splicing, via spliceosome. NCBI's taxonomy places the organism in Eukaryota, Fungi, Ascomycota, Sordariomycetes, Sordariales, Chaetomiaceae. Bases 1 to 447 code for a protein of 148 amino acids. The record is from RefSeq and is a predicted model, not a curated record.